GGGUUGCUUGCGAAUAUCUAGUUGAUUCUUAUGAGUAUCUCCUCGAAAGAAGAGGUAUGGCGGGACAAGGUCCAACUAGCUGAAACCGAACUGCCCCUGUGGCGAUAUCGCUCAGCCCUACAUGACCAGCUGAUCGGAUGAAGGCUAUGACCGCCACGUCUUCAUACAUCGUCAACACCCGACAAUAUCUACUGGUCAUCUAUCGCCGCCUGCUAUCAUUCUUCUCAUCAUUUUAUUGUACCAUCUAAAACCGGAUUAUGUCUUGUAUCAAUUAUAUUUACUGGGCUAAAGGCUGUGGUUCUACUUCUUUAGCUCGAAGCUCAACGAUCGCCACCUCUAGAACGACGAGCCAUUGUGAUCUGCCGACGUGAAGGGCGGUGCCAUAAGGCAGUGCUACCAACCCCCGGAGCCUUGCGAUCUCGACAGCAUUGCAGCCUGUGCUGCAGUUAACCGCCGUCAUGAACUCGGUCAUCCCAAAUCUGCCUCUCCCCAAGGCACCCUGGAGAGCAAACUCUUCAUCGUCGAAGGAGUCACUGGUAUCCCAUUCCGUGGAUAACGUUCGCGCCGGUGAGGCUGAGCAAGCAAGCGAACUUGAAAUAGAGCUUGAUCCUCCUAACUUGCGAGACUUAAACACAUCUCUUCAAUUACUAUCCGAAGUGUUUCCCGAGAUCCAACCCGAAGUCCUACGUGAAAUGCUGUCCUCGUUCAGCGAAGAAAGCCGGGUCCAGGUGGUGACGGAGAAUCUUCUCAAGAAUCCCUCGAAAUGGGUCCGAGGACGCGUUCGAGCUUAUCACGAAAGUGAGCCAAAGCAUGACGCAGGGAAGGAUGGACGUGCAACGAAUUCCGGUCUUCCACCUCCGUCCGGAACCUCACAUCCUGAUCCCGCGCCUCUUGCCCGCGAAGAGCAGUUUAGAAGCCCCAUGUACUGCGGAGCAGUGAGGGAGGUAUUCUACUUCGAAUUCAAAGGGUUGUCACGGAGUACCAUCCGAGCCAUUCUAGCAGAGAACAAUUACUCCUAUGGUGCCUCCCGCCCCGUCCUUCUUGCUUUGGUUUCGAAAUCAUGGCGGUUCUCCCUGACAUCGUUUUUCUUUCGUCGCCGCAUCCCCACUACCGAUCCCACGUCUCAUCCAGCUGUUUAUUGGCGGCCGAAUCGCAAGACGGGCAAAAAUGAACCUCAUCUUCGGUACACGCCUUCAGCGGAGUUGAAUAUCGAGUUAUGGGCAAUGCUUAUCGAGCCUUGGGUUGAGUCUGAAAAAGAAGCCCAGAAAAAGGGCGAUCGAGCAGUCGCCGAUCAACUGAAUACCGCUCAAGCGGAAGAUGUGGAAGAGCUGUAUGACUGUGGUUGCUGCUUCUCCACCACAACUAUGGAACAUAUGGCAGCAUGCGACGACCAAGGCCACUUCGUUUGCUCCACCUGCGUCCGGGCUGCCGUCAACGAAGGCCUCUAUGGACAGGCAUGGGGGCGUAAUGUCAAUGUCGGCCGAGGAACUUUACGAUGUUGUGCUCCAAACCUAUCCAUGAGCGGCGACGAUUGUCAAGGCUGCAUCCCUCUGGAACACGUCGAGAAAGCCCUCAGAGAAGACGAUAAUGGCGAUGUCACGGCGCGCAAAUUUUCAGACCGUUUCGCGAAAGAGUCGAUACAGAAAAGCAGACUUCCAGUCGCCCAAUGUCCGUUCUGUUCGUAUGUCGAAGCGGACCAACUGGGCAUCUCCUUUACACUUUUACUGUUUCUCUUCUUCCCUUUCACCCGGCGAUGGCAUGCACUCAGUUAUGAUUGCAGUCCAGAAACCCUCGCAGAACUGCCGAAGCUACGAUUCAAGAAUCGAGAAACCUUCGUCGUAAUCCUUCUCGCUCUCGUCAAUCUCUGCUACCUCAUCCCUGGGAUCUUCCCCAUUCUCAGUUUCUUUGCAUUUAUCACCAUUACAUCCGUAUUAUCCGUCAUCGCCACUCCUCCUUCCCUCAGAACACAAUUCACAUCCUACCUCGGCUCCAUGCCGCGCCAACUCUCCUCCUCCCUCCACCGUCCUCUCCGUCGCAAGAUGGCCCCCCGCCUCCUCUGCCGCAACCCCUCCUGCCUCCGCCCCUCCUGCCUCAACUGCCACGCCUCCUGGCCACCCAACACCGCGCACGUCUGCUUCACCUCGGCACGCGACUCGCUCCGCCUGGCGCUCGAAUCCGCCGCCACCUCCGCGAUCAAGCGCACGUGCCCGUCCUGCAGCCUCUCCUUCCUCAAGGACUCCGGGUGCAACAAGCUGGUGUGUCCGUGCGGCUACGUCAUGUGCUACGUGUGCCGGCGGCAGAUCACCACGGCGGAGGGGUAUUCGCAUUUCUGCCAGCAUUUCCGUGAGCGGCCCGGGGAUGCGUGCAGGGAUGGGGAGGAUGGCGGGUUGUGUGGGAAGUGCGACCUGUAUCGCGUGGAGGGAGAGGAGGAGACGAUUCGGCGGGCGGUAAGGAGGGCGGAGGAGGAGUGGUGGGAGCAGGAAGGGAAGAAGAUGGCGAGAGGGAGGGAGAUGGAGGGGUUGAGAAGGGGCUUGGAUAUGAACAUCGAGGGACAUGAGAUCCGGGUCGGUGGGGUACAAUCGCCAGGCGACCCAGGGACGAGACUACGAAAGUGGUGGAGAAAAAUGAGUGUUGACUACGUCGUGGAAGUGUUUUGGGAUACUUUCGUGGUCUGAAUGAAUCGAACUCAUUUUAUGCGUCCAUUUCUGUGCUCCUAUUGUCUAUCCACAAUUGUAGUCUUCAUUUUCUUGAGGUUCUAUACGAUGUUUGUUGGCCGGUUCGGUUGUGAAAUUCAACCAUGGGGCUGACAGGGUCACAGUAAACUUUUCCAGCAUAAAAAAACCAAUUCCCACCCUGUCAUUUUGUUGAAUAUUUCGACAAUACAGACGAAUGAAUGGCAU
This is a messenger RNA of Eremomyces bilateralis CBS 781.70, 2900 nucleotides long. RefSeq lists its product as uncharacterized. The record is from RefSeq and is a predicted model, not a curated record. NCBI's taxonomy places the organism in Eukaryota, Fungi, Ascomycota, Dothideomycetes, Eremomycetales, Eremomycetaceae. The transcript has a single exon. The coding region runs from base 459 to 2675 and encodes 738 amino acids.